Molecule: messenger RNA, 4248 nt
Organism: Electrophorus electricus (electric eel)
Lineage: Eukaryota; Metazoa; Chordata; Actinopteri; Gymnotiformes; Gymnotidae
Gene: stag1b
Product: STAG1 cohesin complex component b
Biological process (GO): sister chromatid cohesion
Cellular component (GO): chromatin; nucleus; cohesin complex
Molecular function (GO): chromatin binding
Source: RefSeq, a predicted model, not a curated record
CAGAUGGCAGUUUAGGAUUGCUUCUGCUCGUGAAAGGCGCGGUUCCGCUUGAGGUCUAAAUUAGAAUAUAAAACAUAAAGUAUUCUGUAAUUAAAUUGGACCAAUUACCACGCAGGUGUAUUCUGGACAUUCUUUUUGCGACAAAGAUUAUUUGUGGCACCUCCUCCUGACCGAGGCCCAAUGGCUGUGUUUGCAGGGUAUGCAGUCUGAGUGGAUGGAGGUCUUCACUGCCUGCUCUCACUGAACUCAUCUUACUGGAGACCAGCAGAAGUCCCCCUCUACUGCUCUGGAUAAAGUAUCUACAAUAAAUCCCCUUGCCUCAGCAGAGAAACAAGAUGAUUAACUCAGACUUCCCUGUUUUGCAGGACUCCUCUAAUGAGUCUGGACAGGGAGACUCGGUGAGUCUGAGUCUAAGUGUCAGUGAGCUGGAAGACACUGGAGAGGGCAAGAGUAAAAAGAAGAGAGGCAGGCCAGGGAGACCCCCGGCGGCCAGUAAAAAGGCCCGCAAGUCUCCAGUGGACAAGGGAGGCAGGAGGCCUAAUGGCAUGGCCCAGCACAAUGGCCAAGGAGGGGACCCCUCCACGCUCUUUGAGGUGGUCAAGCUUGGCAAAAGUGCCAUGCAGUCAGUUGUUGAUGACUGGAUCGAAUCGUACAAACAGGACCGAGACAUGGCUCUUCUGGAUCUUAUCAACUUUUUCAUUCAGUGCUCUGGGUGCAAAGGUACCGUCAGGAUAGAGAUGUUUAGAAACAUGCAGAAUGCAGAAAUCAUCAGGAAGAUGACGGAGGAGUUUGAUGAGGAUAGUGGUGACUACCCGCUGACCAUAGCCGGCCCACAGUGGAAGAAGUUCCGUUACAACUUCUGCGAGUUCAUCUGCGUUCUGAUCCGACAGUGCCAAUACAGCAUCAUCUACGAUGAGUACAUGAUGGACACCGUCAUCUCCCUUCUUACAGGCCUCUCUGACUCGCAGGUCCGAGCCUUCAGACACACCAGCACGCUGGCAGCUAUGAAACUGAUGACAGCUCUGGUGAACGUAGCGCUGAACCUGAGCAUCAACCAGGACAACACGCAGAGACAGUACGAGGCCGAGCGCAACAAGGUGGCCGGCAAGAGGGCCACCGACAAGCUGGAGCUUCUGCUGGAGAAGAGGAAGGAGCUCCAAGAGAACCAAGACGAGAUUGAGAACAUGAUGAACUCUAUCUUCAAAGGAAUUUUUGUUCACCGCUACAGGGAUGCUAUUGCUGAGAUCCGAGCGAUCUGCAUUGAGGAGAUUGGUGUGUGGAUGAAACUGUACAGUGAUGCCUUUCUAAAUGACAGCUACCUAAAGUACGUGGGCUGGACGUUACACGACAGGCAAGGUGAAGUCCGACUCAAGUGUCUCAAAGCUCUUCAGACUCUCUACACCAACAGGGGGCUGUUCCCCAAGCUGGAGCUCUUCACUAAUCGCUUUAAGGACCGCAUUGUGUCCAUGACUCUUGAUAAGGAGUAUGACGUGGCGGUGGAGGCCAUCCGGCUUGUGACUCUAAUACUGCAUGGCAGUGAGGACGCCCUGUCCAAUGAAGACUGCGAGAACGUCUAUCACCUGGUCUACUCCGCCCACCGGCCUGUGGCCGUGGCUGCCGGGGAGUUCCUCCAUCGGAAGCUCUUCAGCCGCCAUGAUCCCCAGGCUGAGGAGGCACUCGCCAAGCGGCGGGGCAGGAACAGUCCCAACGGCAACCUCAUCAGGAUGCUAGUGCUUUUCUUCCUGGAGAGUGAGCUACACGAGCACGCGGCCUACCUGGUGGACAGCCUGUGGGACAGCUCUCAGGAGCUGCUGAAGGACUGGGACUGCAUGAUUGAGCUUCUGCUGGAAGAGCCCGUGCAGGGCGAGGAAGCACUGGGAGACCGGCAUGAGAGCGCUCUGAUCGAGCUCAUGGUGUGCACCAUCAGACAGGCGGCCGAGGCUCACCCGCCCGUCGGCCGAGGGACUGGCAAGAGGGUUCUCACCGCCAAAGAAAAGAAGACCCAGAUUGAUGACAAGAAUAAACUGACAGAGCACUUCAUCAUCGCACUUCCCAUGCUGCUGUCGAAGUACCAGGCAGACGCUGAGAAGGUGGCCAACCUCUUACAGAUCCCGCAGUUCUUUGACCUGGAGGUCUACAGCUCGGGGCGAAUGGAGAAGCACCUAGACGCACUGCUGAAGCAGAUCCGCCUGGUGGUAGAGAAGCACACGGAGACGGAGGUGCUGGAGGCCUGCAGCAAGACCUACAGCAUCCUGUGCAGCGAGGAGUACACCAUCAUGAACCGCGUGGACAUCGCCCGCAGCCAGCUCAUCGACGAGCUCACAGACCGUUUCAGCCAUUCGGUGGAGGACCUGUUGCAGGAGGGGGAUGAAGCUGACGAUGAUGACAUCUACAGUGUCCUCUCAUCCCUAAAGAAACUCACCGCUUUCCACAAUGCUCACGACCUCACAAAAUGGGACCUGUUUAAGAACUGCUAUCGGUUACUUAAAAUGGGAAUCGAGCAGGGCUCCAUGCCAGAGCAGAUUGCUGUCCAGGCCCUCCAGUGUUCACAUUACUCCAUUCUUUGGCAGCUAGUCCGAAUAACUGAAGGAUCUCCGUCCAAGGAUGACCUUGUUGCUCUGAGGAGAGUGGUGAAAUCAUUCUUGGCUGUAUGCCAGCAGUGCCUGUCAAAUGUGAACACUCCUGUCAAAGAGCAGGCCUUCAUGCUGCUGUGUGACCUGCUCAUGAUCUUCAGCCACCAGCUGACCACGGGGAGCAGAGAGGCACUGCAACCACUGGUCUUCAACCCGGAUGGCACCCUGCAGAGCGAGCUCCUCAGCUUUGUCCUAGACCAUGUCUUCAUCGACCAGGAUGACGAGAACCAGAGCAUGGAGGGUGAUGAGGAAGAUGAAGCAAAUAAAAUCGAGGCUUUGCACAAGAGGAGGAACCUGCUUGCUGCCUUUAGCAAGCUCAUCAUAUAUGACAUUGUGGACAUGCCUGCAGCAGCUGACAUCUUCAAGCAUUAUAUGAAGUACUACAAUGACUAUGGAGACAUCAUCAAGGAGACCCUGAGUAAGACAAGACAGACAGACAAGAUCCAAUGUGCCAAAACUCUAAUACUCAGUUUGCAACAGCUCUUUAAUGAGCUUGUGCAGGAUCAAGGGCCCAACCUGGACCGAACCUCCUCGCACGUGAGUGGGAUCAAGGAGCUUGCCCGCCGUUUCGCCCUCACCUUCGGCCUGGACCAGAUCAAAACCCGGGAGGCAGUGGCUACGCUACACAAGGAUGGAAUUGACUUUGCCUUCAAGUUUCCAAACCCCAAAGGUGCGGAGUAUCCUCCCACGAACCUGGCUUUCCUGGAAGUGCUGUGCGAGUUCUCUUCCAAACUCCUCCGUCAGGAUAAAAAAACUGUCCACUCGUACCUGGAGAAGUUCAUGACGGAGUACAUGAUGGAGCGGAGGGAAGAUGUUUGGCUGCCGCUCAUCGCCUACCGGAACUCUCUGCUGACUGGUGGUGAUGAGGACCGCAUGUCGGUCACCACGGGCAGCACCACCAGCCGGGCCAGCACUGUGCGCAGCAAGAGGGGCCGACCGCCGCUGCACAAGAAACGCACAGACGUACCGGAGGAGAGUGGGGAUGGCUCGUGGGUGAUGCGUAACGACAGUCUCCAGACGCCCGGCGGCCUGCAGACCCCGCAGCUCACCUCCACGGUGCUGAGGGAGAACCCGCGGCAGGCGGCAGAGCACAUCCCCGACCAGGACUCGUCCGAGCCCGGCUCCGAACCAGACUUCAUUCACAAUCCACAGAUGCAGAUGUCAUGGCUUGACCAGCAGAAGAUGGAGGAGGUGAACAGGAAGGACAGAGGCGGCAUGAACUACAUGAAGGCACGGAGUGGGGGCGUGAGGCAGCAGGUACGUGGCUUAAUGGAAGACGAUGCCGAACCCAUCUUCGAGGACGUGAUGAUGUCGUCGCGUGGUCAGCUGGAGGACAUGAACGAGGAGUUUGAGGACACUAUGGUGAUAGAUCUGCCACCAUCAAGAAACAGAAGAGAGAGAGCCGAACUCAGACCAGAUUUCUUUGACUCUACAGCAAUUAUAGAAGAUGAUUCUGGAUUUGGUAUGCAAAUGUUUUGAAGCAGACUGCGACUCUCUGUGGGAGAAUCACAACCAGCAACGCUGUUUCUCCAAUCAAGCAAAGCCAACAUUUUAAAAGUUACAUGGUCAGCGUCUUUUUAACACACACACACACACACACACACACACACACACA